GGGUCAACGUUCAAAGUCUGUUUGGUGCGACUGACUGAUCAGUUUGAACAUAGGAGCCAUAGAGGGCGACGUGUACAUAAUCAGUCUAAUCAGGGCCCGUCAGUCAACGCUAAGUCAACUAAUCUCCGUCACCUGCCGUGAACACGAUUGUCCUGACUCACAAGACCUGAUCGCGGCGAUGCAGCGAUCGGCGGCAAUUUCUUUGACCUGUUUAAUUUCUACAGCAGUCUUGAUCAAGUCCUCUCCGCCAGAGGUUGGAUUCACGUUGGCAAACUCUGUUCAAAUUAUGGCACUCAGUCCUGGAGAUCCUAAUUCUUAUUCUCGACCGGAUUUAGCUGUUGUUACGCAUACGAAUCUGAAACUCAGUGUUGAUUUUGAUGCAAAAAUAUUACGGGGGUGGGCUACCUUGUAUGUCAAAAAAUGUGGCAUUACCGAUGAACUGAUUUUGGAUCAUAAAGGAUUAAACAUUUCAUCCAUUUUGAAUGAUGCUGAUGAUACUGCUUUACAAUAUGUGCUGGGAGAAGCUGUUGAAUACGGGGAAAAACUCAGCAUAAAAUUGCCACAAUCGGAGUCCAGCAAUAAUACGUAUAAAAUAAGGAUACACUAUGAGACAUCUCCGAAUGCCAGUGCACUGCAGUGGCUUCAGCCUGAACAAACUGCAGGUGGUGAUUAUCCAUUCCUGUUUUCACAAUGCCAGGCGAUUCAUGCACGGUCCAUGGUUCCAUGCCAAGAUACUCCAUCUGUGAAGUCAACAUAUAGUGCUGAGAUAAAAGCACCUGCUAAUCUGACUGUCUUGAUGUCAGCUUUGCGUGAAGAAGUGAUUGAGUCAGAUGGAGCAACCAAUACAUAUAAGUUCAAUCAGCCAGUUCCUAUUCCCAUCUAUCUGCUAGCAAUCGCAGUCGGAAAAUUGGAAUCUCGACAAGUUGGUCCGAGAACACAUGUUUGGGCAGAAGCGGAAUUUAUCGAACAAAGCGCGUAUGAAUUCGCUGAAACGGAAACUAUGUUGAAGACUGCCGAAGACAUCUGUGGCCCUUAUGUUUGGGGAAUUUAUGACUUGCUUAUUCUGCCUCCAAGUUUUCCAUUUGGUGGAAUGGAAAAUCCAUGUUUGACUUUCGUGACACCAACUGUACUAGCUGGAGAUCGGUCCUUGGCUGGUGUGGUAGCACAUGAAAUAUCUCACAGCUGGACUGGCAAUUUAGUGACCAAUGCAAACUUUGAACACUUUUGGCUUAAUGAAGGGUUUACGAUGUUUGUUGAACGCAAAAUAGACGGAAGAAUGUUUGGAGAUAAGUUUCGUGAUUUCUCUGCAAUUGCAGGGCUCAAUUCCCUGAAAGAAGCUAUUGCGACGAUUGGGGAAAAUAAUCAACUGACAAAUCUGGUACCCAGUUUGAUAGGUGUGAACCCAGAUGACGCAUUUUCGGUGGUACCUUAUGAAAAGGGUCACACAUUUUUAUACUACAUCGAACAUCUGCUUGGCGGCCCUCAAGUGUUCGAGCCAUUCCUAAAGUCUUACUUGGAUAAAUUCAAGUAUAAAAGCAUUGUAACAUCAACUUGGAAAGAAUACUUGUAUGAAUACUUCCAUGACAAAGUAGAGGUACUAAAUACUAUUGAUUGGGAAACGUGGCUAUACAAACCAGGAAUGCCCCCUGCAAUUCCAGCUUACGACAAUGCUUUGAUUGAAACUUGUAAACAUCUGACAAAGCAAUGGCUACAGUGGGAUGAAAAUACAAGUUGUCCGUUCAAUAAAUCAGACAUCACAAAUCUCACCUCGAAUCAGAGAAUUGAGUUUUUGGAUGAAUUAUUGUUGGCUGAUGAAAUUCUAUCUCAAAAGAAAUUGGAAACCCUGAAUGAAAAGUACGACUUCGACACAAUCAAAAAUUGUGAAAUCAGGUUCAGAUGGUUACGUCUCUGUUUGAAGGGCCGAUGGAGGGCUAAGGUGACACCUGCACUAACUUUUGUAACAGAGCUAGGGCGUAUGAAAUACGUUCGACCAAUAUUCCGGGAUGUAUAUGCCUGGGAAGAAGUUCGCCAACAAGCCAUUGACACAUUCUUAGCGAACAAAGACAAGAUGAUGUAUGUUAGUGCCUAUACAGUGGCCAAAGAUUUACAUCUUGAUAUCAAUGGUUAAAUUUCACACGCCACUGACAAAAUUGGAAUAUAAUCACCCAUACCCUUUGGAAAGCCUCGGAUGUCACCUCGUACUAUAGGAUUAAGUGCAUAUUUUGAUGUAUAUGUUUUAUAAUAUAUCUUCUACGUCCUUGCUAAUGGAAUUAAAUGUCUCAUUAGAGUCGGUACCUAA
Molecule: messenger RNA, 2299 nt
Organism: Athalia rosae (coleseed sawfly)
Lineage: Eukaryota; Metazoa; Arthropoda; Insecta; Hymenoptera; Athaliidae
Product: leukotriene A-4 hydrolase
Exons: 10
Coding region: 179-2128 (649 amino acids)
Biological process (GO): peptide catabolic process; proteolysis
Cellular component (GO): cytosol
Molecular function (GO): zinc ion binding; metallopeptidase activity; aminopeptidase activity
Source: RefSeq, a predicted model, not a curated record